Monoraphidium neglectum is the source of this 408-nucleotide messenger RNA. RefSeq lists its product as hypothetical. The record is from RefSeq and is a predicted model, not a curated record. Lineage: Eukaryota; Viridiplantae; Chlorophyta; Chlorophyceae; Sphaeropleales; Selenastraceae. Bases 1 to 408 code for a protein of 135 amino acids. The transcript has 4 exons.
AUGGCGCUGUUGCUGCGCACACUUGAGUCCGUGCAGCGAACGCCGAGCACUCUCAGCUUUGCGCAGUACAGGGAGGCGGAGUCGCAGAACUACAAGCAAUCCAGUGUGACCAGCGAUGGCGAGUUGCUCGAUGUGCUUACCCUGGAGCUACGGGUGCACCCUCCAAAUGUGUUGAUCGACAACGAAACGUACGACGACCGCACCAUCAUCACCGUGGACAGCGCCAACCGGCCUGGCACGCUUGUGGAGGUCGUGCAGUGCCUGACCGAGCUCGCGCUCAACGUGAAGCGGGCGCGCAUCAGCAGCGAUGGCGGCUGGUUUGUGGACGAGUUUCACGUGGUGGAGGCCAACGGCCGCAAGGUGCGCCACGGCACGGCGCAGGGCAAGGGGCCGCUGCUGCCAGCGUGA